This is a messenger RNA of Diabrotica virgifera virgifera (western corn rootworm), 537 nucleotides long. RefSeq lists its product as uncharacterized. The transcript has 2 exons. Lineage: Eukaryota; Metazoa; Arthropoda; Insecta; Coleoptera; Chrysomelidae. Bases 1 to 537 code for a protein of 178 amino acids. The record is from RefSeq and is a predicted model, not a curated record.
AUGGCGCAAUCCCCGCCAAUCUAUGAGGGCUCACGCAAAGUGGGCUCUAACCUGUUUCAGGAAUUAAGUUCCGACACCGAUGACUGCUCAUCCAUGGAUGAAAAUGGGUUCAAGAAACCUAGAAGCGAGAGGAAGAAGGAGAAAUCCAAAAAGAAGAAAGAGGAGAAAUCGAAGAACGACGCAGAAGCGAAGAAGGACGGAGAAAAUCCAAUAGCAGAGCCCAUGUAUGAUGAGGCAGAACAGGCAGUCAGAGGCACCACCAAACGAGCAAAACCGAAAGAGAGUGAAGCCGACGAAAACAAGAAAGAGAAGGUACUCAAGACGAAUGAGCAAGAAGAGAUGAGGAAAAUGCUAGAGGCGAUGACGACAGAGAGAGACCAACAAAGAGCCGAAAACGAGAAACUAAGGAUCGUAAUCCAAGAACAAAAGGAAGAGAUGAAGAAAAUGUCAGCCCAAUUGAACAAUCUGGGUGCUAGAUACAAGCAAAACACUAUAAAAGAUACGCCUAGAAAGGCAUCCUACGAGAGGAAGUCCUAA